AUGGCCACAAAACCAAAGGUCCCACUACCAUUGGGAGAGGUAGCCAAAGCUCACAAGCUCAGCAACAGUGUCUAUGAAGUAGACUUAGUGCCGUCGUACUGUGUCGGGACAGUGCCCAAUGGAGGCUUCGUGGCAACCCUUUUCUCAGUUGUUGCCAGCCAACACCUGGCAUCUCGGAAUCAACCACAUACACUGGCAGCUCAUUGGUCAUUCCUCAAUCGAACAGCGGCCGGGAAAGCCUAUAUUCGAGUGAUCGAGUCAAAGCUUGGACGUGCAUCAUCGGUCCUCCAUCUCAGCCUUCAUCAGGAUGGUCUGACUCCUCAAGAGCCUUUCAUCGCACCUGAGUCCCAGCCCAAGGUCGUUGCAUACAUCACCAACACCAACCUUGCACAUGAGUCCGGUGUGACGCUACCGACCGGAUGGUCACUCGGCCACCCGCCGCCCAAGGUAGAUUUGGAGAAGCUGGUUUCUGGCACAGACCCCAAUUGGGAGCGUUUGAUCCACCCACUGACGAAGGCGGUGCCCAUGCUUAACAACUUGGAAUACUACCAUCAGCGUUCGGGCCAUGUCCUCCCUACAACGCAUGACUACUGGAUCCGAUUGCCUUGCGAUGAGAAUUUUACACUGGCAUCACUGGGAUACGUUGCGGAUGUGGGACCACCGCUUUUGAUUGAAUCAUUUCGCCCAGCUUCGGUGGAUGCGCCUAUACCUCCUGGCGGUUUUGCUUUUAAGAAAGCGUUUUGGUAUCCUACACUCACGAUGACCUUGGACGUGCGGAGGACGAUGCCACCCGAGGGACUGCCAUGGCUUAGAUUGCGAGUGGUGGCGAAGGAGGUCCUAAAUGGCAGGUAUGAUGCUGAAGUGCUUAUAUUUGAUGAAGCUGGGAGGCUGUUAGCACUCAGCAAUCAUGUAGCCAUGGCCUUAGAUAUAUCCAGGAAUUAUGCCGAAAGGCGACCCAAAGAGAGGAUGUAG
Clonostachys rhizophaga is the source of this 972-nucleotide messenger RNA. The record is from the annotation of a GenBank genome assembly. NCBI's taxonomy places the organism in Eukaryota, Fungi, Ascomycota, Sordariomycetes, Hypocreales, Bionectriaceae.